UCCUGCUCCCGAAAAAGCGAUGCUGGUCACCGUUUCUGCGCGCCGAGGGAUCGCCCAGAAACCACUUUCGCCCUCGAUGUCCCGGAGCUGGAGCUGAGAGACUUUGUAGCACUUUGUGAACUGGAAUCAGGAAUCCCGGCUGGAGAAAUCCAGAUCACAUAUGUAGAACAGCCCCUAAAAGACCCCACUCGUGCCUUGGGGACCUAUGGUGUUAAGGAUGGAGAUGUGGUGGUUCUCCGGCAAGCGGACAGAAGGCCACCACCGACUCAGCCAGCCUUCCCAGGUCUUCCCCAUAUUGACUUUCGUUCCAUCACAGUUCCAAGCACCUCUUCUUCGACCAGUCAACGUGGUGCCAUAAGGCCGCAGCAACAGGCUUCACAGCAGCAGCCGCAGCCGCAGCCGCAGCCGCCACCGCAGCAGUCGCAGCCGCCGCCGCAGCGCGCCCCACAGCCUUCCACGCCAAUGGCCUUCCGUGGCUCCUCUCCUCAGGGGUUGGACGAUCCCGCCUUACUUCAGCAGAUGCUUUUAUCCAACCCGCAUGAGCUUUCACUCCUCAAGGAGAGAAACCCUCCGCUUGCUGAGGCCCUGCUGAGCGGAGACUUAGAGCGUUUCACCAAAGUGCUGCUGGAGCAACAGCAGGAUCGAGCCAGAAGGGAGCAAGAGAGGAUCAGACUGCUGACUGCUGAUCCUUUUGAUUUGGAAGCCCGCAAAAUUGAAGAGGACAUCAGGCAGCACAAUGUGGAAGAAAACAUGACCAUUGCAAUGGAGGAGGCCCCAGAAAGCUUUGGACAGGUGGUUAUGCUGUACAUUAACUGCAAAGUCAAUGGCCACCCUGUGAAAGCUUUUGUUGACUCAGGAGCCCAGAUGACCAUCAUGAGCCAAGCGUGUGCAGAGCGUUGUAACAUCAUGCGACUGGUGGACCGACGCUGGGCUGGGAUCGCCAAAGGAGUGGGAACCCAGAAGAUCAUUGGCAGAGUUCAUUUGGCUCAGGUCCAGAUAGAGGGAGAUUUCCUUCCUUGUUCUUUCUCCAUCUUGGAGGACCAGCCAAUGGACAUGCUGCUUGGCCUGGACAUGCUGAAGAGACACCAGUGUUCAAUCGACCUGAAGAAAAGCGUGCUCCUAAUAGGAACUACGGGCACUGAAACUCGCUUCCUUUCUGAGGCGGAGCUGCCAGAGUGUGCCCGACUAGCGUACGGAGCAGAGGGCCGCGGAGAAACUCGUCCAGAUGAGAUAGCCGACAGAGAACUGGCGGAGGCACUGCAGAGGUCCAUACAGGAAAGUGACACUGCAGAUGGACAAACUACCUCACCGCAGCCCCCACCAUUUACAUUACCCAGAACCUUAGACCAAAUGUCCUCACCUGCCUCCCCUGCCCAAAGCCCUUCCUCUGGUCAACCCCUGAGUUCGACUCUGGAUCGCUCUCAGUCUGCUCCGGCCGCCAUGGAGCAGGCCUCAGCUCUCGGGCAGUGUCAGGCCCAACCUGGCUUCCAGGAGCUUCCUCAGCCUUCAUCCUCAGCAGAGGAUGCAGCUUCUACACCUCACCCUGUCCACCUUCACCCUCUGCCUCUCCAUAGUAACUCCAAAGUGCCCCCUCUACCCAGUCCCUCAACAGAUGUCAUCCAAACAUGUACCCCUCCUGCAGACAUGACCACAGUAUCCCAGGAUCCAGGGGGUGAGGUACAACCUGGAGAUGCGGAGGAGGAUGCUGAAUCAGAUGAAGUGGUGAACAGCUCCAUGUGCUCCCAUCCAGAGCUGCUUUCCCCCAUUCAGCCCAUGGAGCAGGAGGCGACCGAGUCUGAUGCAGCUGAUACCACAGAAGCCUGUCCAGGUGCUCUCAGCCAACCCGACUCGGUUGAAAUGGAGUCUCCAACUGCUUCCCACGGUGUGGUGUCCUCUGAGAGGGACCAGCCUGAUGGAGAGCGCUGCUCCAGCUCUGACAGCAUCCCCUCGCUGGCAGCUGCUCUGAUGGAGCUCCAUGAACUGCUGGUAUCCAACAACCACGCUCAGUCCCAAAACCGCAGCUCCUCCUGCUCCCCGUCACAUCCGUUCAGGCAAGACACCGACAAGGCGUCCCCCGAGCCAUGCACCCCGACAUCCGAAAACCCCCGGCCUACCCCCUCUACUGCCAUCACAGCCGGUGCAGAACCAAGCGAUGCCAAAGCCAACUAUGCUGCUGCUGUGUCUGAUGAGGAACCAUCUAAGUGUCUUGUGCCCGACCUCUGUGGCCAGGAUGAUCAUCUGGGCAGGGAUGCAGCAGAGACUGUGGAGCGGCAAGGACCACUGCAGUGUCCAGAUGGCUCUGGGGAGAGGAGGGCAGAUAGAUACGGGCAGGAGGAGGCCAGUAACAUCAGCUUUUCUCAGCCUAAGCCAGAGGUUCCUCCUGAUCCUGCAGGGGACCUCGAGUUCAGGGAGCCUCCUGAAGGGCAGCAUGGGAGAGGGAUUGCAGACGGACAAGCCUCUGGCACCAACACCCCGGACACUCUCGGCCUCCAGACUGAGCACACUUUCCUCAGCCCUUUGUCGAUGGCAGUGGGCUCACCGGAGGAAGUUUCGAGCACCUCCUCUGUUCCUCCUCUUGCUCAGGCCCCCCAGCCUUCAUCUCCAGCCCAUCUUCUCCCUUCUCCAGCUCCCUUUAUAGAACAGUUUCCAGCUGAGCACAUCCAGAGAAUCCAGGCAGCAGGCUUUUCUGCCAGGGAGGCUGCAGAGGCGCUGGAACAAGCUCACGGGGUUGUGGAGCUGGCCUUGCUGGCACUUCUAGCCCGCAGUAUCACUGUGCCCACCUAGACUCAUAACCAAUCAUGUGAGUCCCCAGCCUCCCAACUCAGCAUCUGUCUUAUUUAUACCUUGUUACUGAUCCAGAUGUCUCAGCCCCUUUUUAGCAGGGAGCUCGUAAAAAGCCACAGGGAAAUGCUGUCUCUUGGUUUGUCGUACAGAAUAUUCAAGAACAAACAGGAUGACUGGUGAUACUUUUCUGGAUUAAAAAAAAAAAGAUAUGUGAGGUGUGUUUGCAUGCAGAUAUUUUGGGUGCCCACCCGUUUCAUUGGUUUUUAGAAAUUUGGUAUCAUAGAUUGAUUUUUUUUUUUCUUGUUUUGUCAUUAAACAUUGACAAAUGUAUGAUUGAAAAUUUGAAUCAUUAAAUAUUAUAAUUUCCCCUUUGAUAUGUCAUAGAACUAUUGUUGUAUACAAGUUUAAUUUGUCAGUCGUCAAUAAAACAAUCUUGAAGCGGAGCAGUGCUGCAGCUGCUCCCUCCACCAGAACAGCGCUUUCUGGUGAACUUCGCUCAUUCAGCACAAAUAUGAGUAGUAAACCCUCAUGUCGAUUUUUUUUUUUUUUUUUAAAUGUUUGUAGCUCCUUCAACUUUAAAAUCAAAUCCCAAUGAUGGAAAAGCAGUAUUGUGAGAACUGCAGUUUAUAGGGGUUGAUCAUUUUUGAUCAAGUUUACAAAUUUCCACAUAUAAGUGGAAUCCCCUACCUUCAGUCAUUAUCACUCGAAAAUAUCAAGUGUGUUUGUUGAAGUAUGAUCAUAGACGGCAUUUUUUGAUUCAGUAUGUCUAAUACAGAAGGUAUAUUGUACUGUAUGUAUCAUUCUUCACACUUUGAAAGCUUUGCCAUGUGUAGAUUACAAAACUGUUUGUAGCUCCUGUUCCGAAAGUCCUUUAUUUUGUGUCAAAUCAUCAUAGUGUGUGUUCAUACUUAAGAACAUCCAUUUUUCUUUUGUAAUCUGUUAGGAUACGGCCAUUCACGGCUGUCAGAUGUUUUAUCAAUACGUCAUACAUCAUGAAUUUUAAUGGAUUUUUUUGAGUCAUAUACCAACAAUGUUCAGGCAGAUUGAAUUAUUUACUUUUAUCUUGUAUGGAAUUUUAAAUUGCAAAUAAAAUUCAACUAGGAUUUGUAUAAA
Molecule: messenger RNA, 3897 nt
Organism: Acanthochromis polyacanthus (spiny chromis)
Lineage: Eukaryota; Metazoa; Chordata; Actinopteri; Pomacentridae
Gene: ddi2
Product: DNA-damage inducible protein 2
Biological process (GO): proteolysis
Molecular function (GO): aspartic-type endopeptidase activity; protein binding
Source: RefSeq, a predicted model, not a curated record